Daphnia carinata is the source of this 3031-nucleotide messenger RNA. It is a transcript of the gene Sardh, whose product is annotated as sarcosine dehydrogenase, mitochondrial-like. The coding region runs from base 62 to 2776 and encodes 904 amino acids. The record is from RefSeq and is a predicted model, not a curated record. The transcript has 20 exons. Gene Ontology annotation, cellular component: mitochondrion. Lineage: Eukaryota; Metazoa; Arthropoda; Branchiopoda; Diplostraca; Daphniidae. Gene Ontology annotation, molecular function: protein binding; oxidoreductase activity.
CUUUAGUAACGACCCAGAUUUUGUUUUCCAAUAAGUAUUACGCAUUUACUACUGCCAAAUCAUGAACACACUCUGUCGUUUCCGAAACUUGGGGCUAUCAAGACCAUUUGAUAUUAUAAAAACUUAUUCAUCUGCCGCCAAGAAAGCUGGGGAGGGAGUUCCUUAUCAAACCGUUUUGAAGGAUGGCUCAAUCUCUGAGCAGAUACUGCCAACUGAGGCAGAUGUGGUAGUAUUGGGUGGUGGUAGCAUUGGUUGUAAUACAUUGUACCACCUAACAAAACUUGGUGUCAAGAAUGCUGUUUUACUGGAAAGAAACCACCUCACAAGUGGCACAACAUGGCACACAGCUGGCUUAGUUUGGAGAUUGUGGCCAUCAGAUGUUGAUGUCCGUCUCCUUGCUUACACUCACCAGCUUUUGCAAAGUUUAGAAGAAGAAACUGGAGUUGAUCCAGGAUAUAUUGUGAAUGGUGGAUUAUUUGUGGCCUCAUCUAAAGAACGACUCGACGAGUAUAAGCGCCUUCAGACGCUUGGCAAAGCCUUUGGGAUCGAAUCGUUUGUUCUCGGGCCCGAUGAAACGAAAAAACUCUACCCUCUUAUGAACGUCGACGAUGUCUAUGGAACACUGUAUAGCCCUCGAGAUGGUGUUGUUGAUCCGGCCGGGUUUUGCACGGCCCUCACUCGUGCUGCCACGCGAGCAGGUGCCAAAGUUAUCGAAAAUUGUACGGUGACGGGAAUCGACACAGAUACUACCUUAUUUGGUAGCCGUCAAGUUUCUGCCGUUCACACCGAUAAGGGAACCAUUAAAACAAGAUACGUAGUGAACUGCACAGGAGCUUGGGCGCCAUAUAUUGGUGCCAUGGUUGACGUGGCUGUUCCACUAGUUGUUACAAAGCACGCCUAUGUGGUUACUGAAAAAAUCGAAGGCAUUUCUGGCAUGCCGAAUGUAAGAGACCAUGAUUCGUCCAUUUAUUUCAAAUUGCAAGGAGAUGCGUUGUCUGUUGGGGGAUACGAAAGUGACCCAAUCUUUAUUGACAAAAUAUCGAAGGAGGAGGCGUUCAGUCUUUAUGAACUGGACUGGGACGUUUUUGGUGUUCAUAUCGAUAGAGCGGUCAAUAGAUGUCCUACAUUGGCAACAACGGGUAUUCGUUCGACAGUUUGUGGGCCUGAGAGCUUCACUCCAGAUCACAAACCUCUAAUGGGUGAGGAACCAACACUGAGAGGAUUUUACCAUGGGUGUGGCUUUAAUUCAGCUGGCAUGAUGUUUGGUGGAGGAUGUGGCUGGCAGCUGGCCAAAUGGAUAGUGCAAGGUCGUCCAGAUUUCGAUAUGUUUAGCUAUGAUAUUAGACGCUUCGCACCGGAUUUAGCGUGGAACGCUGAUUGGGUUCGCCAACGCUCUCAUGAAGCCUAUGCGAAAAACUAUUCUAUUGUUUACCCACAUGAUGAACCACUAGCUUCCCGAAAAAUGAAAAGAUCACCAAUCGCUCUCCUGCUUGAGAAAGCAGGGUGUGUCUUUCAGGAAAGACACGGCUGGGAACGGCCCGGAUGGUUCUCAUCUUCAGGACUUGCUGCAGUCCAACCAUACGAUUGGUAUGGCGCAUACGGGAAUCUAAAAAAUGCAGAUCAGGCCUACGUAGAGCGCUUAAAAGAGGACUACACGUUUGGAUUCCCAAAGAAUCAUUCCACAAUAGAAGGCGAAUGCAAGGCUGCUCGUGAAAGAGUGGCUAUCUUCGAUAUGUCCUACUUCGGCAAUUAUUAUCUUAUCGGCCUAGAUGCCCAAAAGGCAGCUGAUUGGAUCUUCACUAACAACAUGCAAAAGUCUACUGGCGAAACCAGCUACACUUGCAUGCUUAAUGCUCAAGCUGGAGUUGAAUCUGAUUUGACUGUAAGUUUUAUCGAUGGCUCUUCAACUGCUUCCUGGGAACCUUCUUUUCAGGGAAAAGGUUUUUAUAUCGCAGCUGGUGGUGGGUCCGCGUACCAGUCUUUUACUCAUAUCCGAAAGGCUAUUGAAGACAACCGGUUUGAUGCGAAACUGGUUAACCUUUCUGAUAGCAUAUGUUUGUUGUCCAUUCAAGGACCAAAAAGCCGUGAAUUAAUGGGAAAAUUGAGCCCGUCAACUCGAUUUACCAAUGAAGAUUUCCCAUUUUCCACACACAAGUUAAUCGAUAUUAAAGGCAACGUUUGCCGUGCAUUGCGUAUAUCAUUUGUCGGUGAAAUGGGUUGGGAGUUGCACGUCCCGUCGUCGUCCGCUGUUGAUGUUUACAAGGCAGUGAUGGCCGCUGGGCGGGAAUUUGGCAUUGCAAAUGCAGGCUACCGAGCUAUUGACUCGUUAAGUCUAGAAAAAGGUUACCGUCACUGGCAUAUGGAUCUUCGUGCCGAAGAUGAUCCCUUGGAAGCUGGAUUAGGUUUCACGUGCAAAUUGAAAAGUACGGUAGAUUUUCUAGGUCGCAAAGCGUUGGAAGAAAAAAGACAAAAAGGAUUGAACAAAAGAAUCGCUGCGUUUGCCAUAGAAGAGAAAGUGCCACUUUGGGGUAUGGAAGCCAUCUGGAGAAAUGAUCAAGUGGUUGGAUACUUGCGACGAGCUGACUAUGGAUUCUCGGUUGGUUGCAGCAUUGGUUACGGCUAUGUUCAUAGCCAAAGCGAGAAAGAACCCAUUACCACCAAAUACCUUAUGGAAGGAGAUUAUUUUAUUGAAGCCAUGGACGUCAAGUAUAAAGCACGUAUCCAGUUGAAACCACUGUUUGAUCCAGAAAACAAGCGGGUCAACGGUUUCUACUGACAAUUAUCACACCAUUCCAGAUAGCGUUCUUUAAAAAAAAAAAGGAAAUUUCAUUGAGUCCUGGGUAAUACGAUUAGGCUAUAUUUUGUUGCUUAACAUUAAUAACACACUAGUUAUGCUAACCAUAGAUCACACAUUGAUAGAAGCUGUUUUGAAAUUAAUCCAUUUCUGCUUGAAUAAUGAAAGCAAUAUUUGAAGAAUCUCCCUCAGGUUGAUAUUCCAAAUGCCAACGUUUAGGAUUAAACAGAACUAAAA